Sabethes cyaneus is the source of this 2598-nucleotide messenger RNA. RefSeq lists its product as uncharacterized. Gene Ontology annotation, molecular function: monocarboxylic acid transmembrane transporter activity. NCBI's taxonomy places the organism in Eukaryota, Metazoa, Arthropoda, Insecta, Diptera, Culicidae. The transcript has 10 exons. The record is from RefSeq and is a predicted model, not a curated record. Gene Ontology annotation, biological process: monocarboxylic acid transport; transmembrane transport. The coding region runs from base 1 to 2577 and encodes 858 amino acids.
AUGUCUUUGCCAAAAGAGUGGAAUCUCCAGGCAUCGCAGGUCUGUCUCGAUAAACCUGCUCGACCUCAGAGUCUCGUAUCUGACGAUAUUGAGAUACAGCAGCAGUAUGAGAACAAGUUCCUUCAUGCUAUCUAUCAUCCGUCGAUUCCUGACCACUGCCGGGCACCGCUUAAUGCAGCUCUGCUGGCCGAAUGCGAAAACAACAGUGGUUCGCUGUACUCGAUCCAGUCAGCCCCUGUUGUGCCGACGGCCACUGCCGGUGGCAUCGAUGGCAUCGACGGAGGACCGGAUGCUCGGUUGCCCGCUGAUCCGAUGGGACUGGAUGUCCUUCUGGGGGACCGACAGCAGCGAGAUUCCUACCCUGGGGCGGGAAGCACCAUCGGCCCGCUUGGCAACGUUACUUUCAAGGAGGACCACAAAGAUACCUUACUACGCCCUUCGUCUUUGGCGGUCGAUACGUGUUUUCAUGCAAAUAAACCCCAACACGUUGAAGCGCAACUUUCUACAGAAUUGGACGAAGACGACAAUGAAAAUCUGUUGACUGUCUCAAGUCUAACUGCAAGGCCAUUGAUUGCAAAGUCUCGUGAGAUUAGAAGCAAAAAAGAAAAGCUUCAACUGAGACGACGGAAGGUGAUCUGUACCGAAACGAGCAGCGAAGACGAUGACGACAGUCCACCGGACGGUGGCUACGGGUGGAUCAUUGUGUUUGGCGCCUUUUCGGUGCAGUUUUGGGUGGCCGGCUUGGUCAAAUCAUACGGUGUAUUGUACGUGGAAAUUAUGGAAAGCUUUCCGAACUCGUCGGCAACCACGGCCUCGUGGAUACCGGCCAUCUUGUCCGCUUUGUGCUUAGCUUUAGCUCCGGUGUCUAGCGCUCUGUGUCAACGCUUUUCCUGUCGUAUAGUCGUUAUCAUCGGUGGUGUCUUCUGUGGGCUCGGACUCACGUUGAGCUACUUCGCCACCAGUAUGUACCACUUGCUGUUUACCUUUGGAAUUUUGACCGGGAUCGGCGGGGGACUGUCCACCACGCCCGGUAUCGUCAUCGUGUCGCAGUACUUUGAAAAGCGACGCGCACUUGCCAAUGGAAUUACGAUUUCCGGAACGGCCGCUGGCAGUUUCAUAUUUCCCACUCUGAUCGAGCGAUUGAUACAUUCAUUCGGAUUCCAUGGAACUUUACUGAUUCUGGGAGGUUGCAUGCUGCACGUGUGCGUGUCCGGAGCCCUCUAUCGGCCGGUCGAUGAGUACGCCCAGAAGAAGCCAAUUCCAUCGAAGGAAAGCGGCUCUUAUUCAUCACGAUUCGAUUUCAAAGAAAAUCUGGGCCAUCUCAGCUCAUCGGAGGACCACCUAAGCCGGCGCUGCCUGGAGGACCUCUUCCUGGAUGACGCCAUCCGUGACAAGAACCGUAACAGUCUCAAUCUUGACAGCAAAUUCGUGAACGUAACGGAGAAAACGCUCCAAGAAAGCGAAGACGAACUGAAAGACAUUAUCUCGAAUGCGAUCUUUCUGAAACCGAUCGCAUCGAUCAGAAGCUGUAGCAUACUGCACUCGGUCGAAGAUCUUAGCACCGAUUCCACCUGCGUGUACAAGAACCGUGCCAGCGGUUACGAUUCGCACCGCAACAGCAAGCGCGUCAAGCAAGUUUUGCAACAGCAACAGCAGCAGCAGCCACAAAAUACCACUCUACCACCUAAAACGGAACAACCACCGCAACUGCAGGGACUACUGGAGCUGGGCAGCGAACUGGCCGUGAAUAAGCUCCCGUUGGAUAACCCUACUACCGUGCCGCCUCUAAGUAACCAGAGCAACAACAACAACAACAACAGUUCAUCGCUAUCGCAGAACAACAAUCGAGGCUUGAGCAAAAGCAUGAUCAUACCGACGCCCGUUGGGGAUUUGUCCAACAUAUUUGAUGAGGAUUAUGUCGAAUACAGCCGGGGACUGUUGGAGAAGAUUAGUCGGUACCUGGACAUAUCACUACUACAAGAAAUCACGUUCAUUCUCAUGUGCCUGUCCGUGACCCUGAUGUCGGUCGGAUGUCCAUACAUGCUGUACUACCUACCGGCGUAUGCGAUUUCCGCAGGUUAUACAAAAUCGGAAGCAGGAUACCUGGUAGCGGUUAGUGCAGCACUCGACUUAAUUGGACGGUUGGCUCUGGGAUGGCUUUCCGAUUUAGAUUUGUUUGAUCGCAAAAAGGCUUACAUUGUUUGCAUUCUGGGAGCCGGUUCGGCUGUGCUUACAAUCGCCACCACAAAAGCGUGGCUCAUGAUCGUGUGCUGCGCCGGAUGCUAUGGACUGUGCCUGGGAAGUUGGUACUUGCUGAUGCCUGUUUUGCUGACCGAUCUGUUUGGAACCGAACGAAUCAGCUCCAGCUACGGGCUGGUGCGGAUGUUUCAAAGUGUUGGCGCUAUCUCGGUGCCACCAUUAGCAGGCCUUCUGCGGGAUUUGUCCGGUGGCUACGAGAUCUGUUUCUACUGCAUGGGUGUGUGCAUGGUGCUCGGGAGUGUACCGUUGGUUGUGGUCAUUGUGAAGGACACACUAGCGCUAAGCGACAACAAGCUGACCAUGGAUCGUGUGGCUUAGAGAAGGAAGAAAAAGAGGGAA